This is a messenger RNA of Pelobates cultripes (western spadefoot toad), 12365 nucleotides long. The record is from the annotation of a GenBank genome assembly. Lineage: Eukaryota; Metazoa; Chordata; Amphibia; Anura; Pelobatidae.
CAGCGCAUUUGCGUCAGCACUGUCGGCUUUGCUGACGUAGGCCGGUCUUUCAGCGCGGCUUCCUUCCUGUUAGAAGCCGGUGCUGUGAAAGAGAGGGCAACACACGGCCCAGUCUGUAAUCCGCGAACAUCGGCCCUGGGAAGCGAGACAAGCCGCUGAAAGUUACCCUUAAGGAUGUCGGGGACCCGGACUGAGUGGUAUGUCAGGAUAUUGGCGGAGGAUGAGCUGGGGGAGGGAGGCCAGGGAGCUGCACAGUGCACAGUAAAAAUGGCUGCCCUGCUGGGCUCUGGGUGUAGGGGAAGGAGCCAGGGACAGGGUAUGGCGCUCUGUGUAAUGAGGGUGGCAUGAAUCAGAUGGACGGUCCAGUCUGAGUAAUAUUUAUUGUGACAGUAAGUCAAACCUAUUCCAUUUUUUUUUCUUUAUUGCUAAAGGAAAUAUGUGAUACAGGCCCAAGCUGCAAUCUUUGCUGCUGCAUUUUAGCAAAUAUAACACAGCUGUUAACUAAAAGAAGCAGGGGUUAUUUAAUUGUGUUAUUUAGUGGAAACAACUAGACCAGGUUAACAUCUGGAAUUACUCCCAGCUUGUGUUAGUAUGUGAAAGUAAGGGUUUACAGUAAGGUGAUAAAUAUAUAUAUUUUUUUGUUUAGAUAUUUGAACUAUUUAAUGACCAGAGUAGUGCACACUCAACAUCUAAGUGACUUUGUUGCAGGAUUAAUCAAAGGAAAGUGCUGUGCUGUUUGUGCAUUUUGUUUCUGGAGAAUUUGUUGGUAAGAUAGAGUAUUAGUGUGUUUUGAGUGCCUCUGCUGGGGAGCAGUGGUAUUUAUUGUAAAAAAAAAAAAGAUCAAAUUGGGGAUUUUAAGAAACAAUACUGAAAAAAAAAAAUUGUACAAUCAUGCCAACUCUUGAAAUAGUUGUUGUAAGCAGAGAGAAAAUGUGUAGCAUUUGUGGUGUUCACAUUAAUAACUUUAUCAAUAUAUAUUAGGAAACCUCAUCAGGUAAAGUGCUAGGUUAUGCACGUCUUAGAGUCCUUAUCAAAGGGAUAACUAAACAUGGCAUAAGAAAUAGUUGUAUGUAUAUUGGGUCCUGACAAAGGAAUGUACCGGUAUUCUUUGGGACUUUUAUUUUUUUUAUUUUUUUAAAUUUGGAGGCUAGGUGAUAUAAGUGUUCAUUGGAAAAACUAUUGGUGGGUUUCUCAUGGGGGUGGUUGUAUUUUGCAGGAGAGUAUUAAUCAAACAGUAUGAUGGUGAUUGCUUCGGGUGCUCUAGAAGAUGGUGGAAGUACUUAAAGUUGAUAGGAAAUUUUUUUUUGCUAUGAAAUGUAUAGAUUUCUGUUUAAAAGAUCCUGCCCAACAAACAUGUUUCAGGGAUAAUCUGUGUAGUUGCAAACUUCAGAUGGCUUAAGCAGUGAACAACACUGUUAUGCAAUGCAUGCUGAGAAUAAAUGCAAAAUUUAAAGUGUGUGUGUGUAUACAUAUAUAUAUUUCCUGUCCUGGUAGCAUACUUGUGUUAAAUGUGAUUAACUGAGAUACUUUCCCAUCCACUCGUCCAGGUCUGACACAAUGGCAAAAUUUCAGGCUCCAGUGAUAAAUGACAACCCUUUGGGUUGGGGACCUUGUGCAGUGCCAGACCAAUUCAAGGACAUGCCCUAUCAACCAUUCAGCAAAGGAGACCGUCUUGGAAAGGUAUAUUGUUAAACAUUUCUGCGUAUAUAAUUUGGUGUUAAAAUAAGACACUAUUAUCUGCAUACUAUACAUUACUAACUCAGUGGGUGUUUGGGAACCUGUUUGUUCUCACCUUUGGCUGGAGGGGUGGAGCAAACCUUAAAGGUAUAAUGGCAAACAAAGUCUUGGUAUAACAGACCAGUAGGAGGUCUCCAUUUGAAUUUAAGCAUUACUGUUGGCAAUGUAAAUGCUUAAUCUCACUGUCUGGAGUCAUCCUUUUAUUCAUUAAAUUAUAUUCGUUAAACUGUUUGUAAUGGUUUAAAGAAGGGUGAGGAACCUUCGGCUCUCCAGAUGUUUUGGACUACAUUUCCCAUAAUGCUUGCAAAACAUCCAGGGAGAUGUAGUCCAAAACAUCUAGAGGGCCGAAGGUUCCCCACCCCUGGUUUAAAGGUACACGAUUGGCACCCAUACCACUUAAUCUCAUUGAAGUGGUCUCUGUGAAGUGCUCCUAACCCUACAAUCUAAAACAUUGCAGUUUCACAUUAGAUUCCCCAGCGCAGAGUGACCUCUGUGCUGGAGUAAGGUUAUUUAAAUGGUGAAAUAACCCUUUUUGUUGCUACAACGGGAGUUAGGGAUACAGCUUUGUAUAUAUAUUUUUUUUUUUCCAACAAUCUUUAUUUUUUUCUUUAGCAUUUAAUACAAAAAAGUAGAAGACUGAUAUUGCAUAUGACAUAGAAGGUUGUGUUAAAACUACUUAUGCGGUAGUUGCGGUGCUCAAUAUUGUGCCUUACACAAUCAAGUUGGUUUCAACAGCAGGGUGGUUAUUUGUCUCCCUCCUUAGUGGCGCUACCACAAUAAGUCUUGCAGGGUUAACCCUUCAGAAUUGUGCUACAGCCUCUUUAACCAUACCAUUGUUAAUCUUGCUGUCUUACAUGUUGUCAUGCUAACCUUGCUCAAAUAUAUACAGGUUGACCAGUUAUUAGUAUGUCAUCGCCAGGUUUCGUCUUUCUAUAUGAAGCCUAGUAAAUUGUUUCCCAGACCCUGCAUAACGUAGUCAUGAAUGUUGACUGUCAAUAUUGUUGUUAUCCUCUGUCAGUUGAAGAGAUGUUUAGGGCACUGUCUGCGUAUAGGGGAUCCCGCGAGCUGUGCACUGAUAACAUAUUUUUACUACUGUCUGUGCAUUUGUCUCAACCCAUAGCUUCCUUGGAAACUUUGAUGUAUUGUCUCAAGUAGGCAGCAGACCCUUUGUCGGUCAUGUCAGUCAUCUAUGCGGUUGCCAGUCAGACAUUUGGACCAGUUAUGCCUCUCAUUCUCCUCCAGGGUUAAUAGGUACCCCACCAUCGCGCGCCCCCUCCCGCGGAGUUGAAGAGGUUAAAACCCCUUCAGCCACUUACAUGAAUCCAGCGCCAAUGUUCCUCGGCACUGGAUCAGGCUCCACCCACGCUCCUUGUCAGCCGACAGGGGAGCCCUAAAGCGCAUGCGCGGCAAUUGCCGCACGCAGUAGACCUCCCAAUAGGAAAGCAUUAUUGAAUGCUUUCCUAUGGAGAAAAUCUGACGCCGGAUGUCCAGCAUCGAAUAACGGACCAAAAGUUAGUUUGGAUUCCGGAAGCCCUCUAGUGGUUGUCUGUUUAGUUCUCUGGUGCAAAAGGAUCACGGCACCCAGAUCACUUUGAUUAGCUGAAGGGGUCUGGGUGCCUACAUUGUCCCUUUUUAAGACACAUCAGACACAAUUAAAAAUUUUUAAUGAAAUGGUUAUAGUGUCCCUUUAACUACAUGGAAGUAUCUGAAAUCCAGGGACCCAGAUUGGUCUUUGGGGUAAGCUGCAAAUACCCAAGUAAAUGUACGAAAUCUGUAUAGCGCUGGGUAUCUCCAGUGGAGACACCAGUGUAGCACACCCUGACAAACAUAGGGUCCCUCAAAAACCAAGCAUUAGAUUAAAAAAAAAAAUAUAUAUAUCACAGCCAAGUUGUGCCAAAAUUUUUUUUUAUUUUUUUUUAUAUGUAUACCCCAAUACUAAGCAUCAGAUAUAAUGGGAGUAUGAAAUUUCACAUAGAUGGUCUUGCUGCAUACAUGUUCUGGAAUUAUCAAUGGUCAUAUGUAAAGAGAAAGACACACCACGCCUCCCCCUUUUUAUGUUUUUUAUCCUAGGGUGAUUUUUCUAAUCACUUUCCUAGGGUGAAUUUUAUUUUUAUUUUUCCCAUCUAUCAUGACACAUCAUUGGUAUUUAAAGGGACAGUCUAAGGUAAAAAAAAUCACAACUACUCGGUUACAUCUUGCAAUGCGCAUGCCCACUAGGGAUUACCAGACAAACAUCCCCGUGGGGCUUUCGUCACAGGUUCAGUGAUUUGAUGAUGGUGUCCUCAUGCAAAGUAUGUGGAUGCUCUGUUAUUUAAAAGUAUAUUUUUAUAAACCAAAAAUGUGGUCUUCUUUUUAUAAUAGACAUGCUCUCAUUUCAGAAUAUUUUGUUACCCUUUUUUUUUUGUAAAGAGAAAGUUGCAUUAGUAUAGCUCAUAUGUUGCGCAUUUCUGCAAUUUGUAUUCCUUACCAAUUGCUGUUUCUCCAUUUGAUGGGUGUGGUGUGUUUUUGUUUUUUAUUGAUAAGGUUGCUGACUGGACAGGGGCCACCUACCAGGACAAAAGAUAUACCAGUAAGUAUUUAAUCUUUUAUCUUGACUUUGCACUUACUAUUGAACAAACUCCUCAGAAUCUUUUCCAUGUCUAGUGCUAUCUAAAUGUCAACUGCAAUGAGGCCACUGCUUGUAUGUGAGUGUUCUCAUUACCAAGACCAUAUAUACAAUGAAAGUCCAAAAUGGCUGCUGUUAUUAGUCCAAUACCUGUGACCCUGUUAAUAAUUCUAUUUAGAUAGUUUACUGAAAAGCUCAUACUUAUCCCUUUCAACAGUAGAUAGAGGUUAAUUUUAGACCUUGAGAAAGGUUUCCUUUCUCCUUUCCCUGAAAGGAGCGGGGGGGGGGAUUUAAACCAGCAAAGUUAGGCACUUAACUCCAUCUGUUGCCGAACUAAAAUUAACAUGUAAAAUAAAUAUUAUUGAAAGGCAUGCAAAAUAAACCUUUACCGUCUAAUUGCGUGAUAAAUAAGAUUAAAGCUUUUUAAUUCCAAGGAUUUUCACGCUCUGCGCUUGAAGUUCAGUUCUGUAUGGUUUGGUGUGUUCUAUACAGUCAUGUUGCCCGGAUAUUUUUCCAGGUAAAUGUGACUUAAUCCAUCUGAUGUUUGGUCAUUGGGCGAGUUUUUGCGUGGAACAAAACUGAUGUGUAUUAUGUUCUCUGCCAGUUUAUACAUUUUUAUCCCUGUUUCUGCUUUUGCUUUAUCCAAGUGUUCUGACUGAUUUCAUUAUAUUUUAUCAGAUAAAUAUUCUUCCCAGUUUGGUGGUGGCAGUCAAUAUGCAUAUUUCCAUGAAGAAGAUGAAACCAGCUUUCAGUUGGUGGAUACAACAAAGAUGCAGAAGACUGCAUACCAGAGGAACAGACUACGAUUUGCCCAGGUAUAAAUACAGUUCACGUGCAGGCUUUGGUAGACGUUGAUCUAUAAAUCAUGUUACGUAUGUCAGAAUUUGGAAAAGGAUAAUUAACAAGGAUAGCACACUAUGAACAAAAUAGAAAGAAAGAUAAGAACAGAGAUACAAUCUAAAAAGACGGUGUGCUCACUCUAUCUCUAGACCCAAUGCAAACGAUAAAGAAUGAAUAAGAAGCACACACCAUAAAGUACCCAAAUUUUAUGAGAUAAUACACUAAUAUAUACAUUGUCCAUGUAUCAGACUAGAUCGUGAUAUAAAAAAGACUAUACAUAAAAUCAUCAUGUAUAUACAAUUGUCACAAAAGAUCUAAAAAAAAAAAUAUAUAAAGUGACAAACACAAUGCAAACAAAUCAUGUAUCUUAAACACCACAAAUCAAAGGUAAUCACUCAAAAAAUGCAAGUAUGCCAAAAAAUACAACCGUUUAAAUAUAUACCAAAGAAAAGCCAGUUAACACAAGAUAUUAGUGUGAGAGAAGAGGGGUACAAGAUAAAUAAACAAAUCCAACAUUUUGGCAAAGCUGCCUUUGUCAAGGGAGCAUGAGCAAAUGUUGGACUUUAACAUUGGGAAAGUUGGUGCCCUGUAGUAAAAAAUAAAAUAAAACUCUUAAAUCUGGUGUUUCAGUGGUAUUGAUUUUUAUAUUGUUGUUUUUUUUCCAGCGGAAUCUGCGUCGAGAUAAAGACCGGCGAAAUAUGCUUCAAUCAAAUAUGCAGACUCUGCCUAAAAGUGCCAAGCAAAAGGAGAGGUACAUGGUUUCUCUGAUAUUAUUUAAACUUUAUAAUGGAAUUAUAAUAUAGUAAGUAUAAUUUCACUGUGCUAUCUACAUAUAUACAAGCAAAUAUAUAUUCUGUCUAUCAGGGAUCGUCUCCGGCUGCAGAAGAAAUUCCAAAAGCAGUUUGGAGUUCGUCAGAAAUGGGACCAAAAAUCUCAGGUACUAUUCUCUUUAAAUUCUUUCCUUCCUUUUGGGUUAUGUGUAUCUUGGGGUUUUUUUUUUUGUAGGCUGAUCUGCUGCUAUUUUCUAGACACAGCUAAAACCAAGAGACUCCUCAGUAGAGGUCCGGAGUGACUGGGAGGUAAAAGAAGAAAUGGACUUCCCUCGGCUGUUAAAAAUGCGUUACCUGGAAGUCUCUGAACCUGUAGACAUGUAAGUAUGUUAAUACAAAUCUGUAUGAUCAAGUAAGUUGUGCAUUCCACUUUCUAUAUCCUGUCUGCAUGGACAUGGUAAACUAUCCAGUAAAGAUCUAAACUUAUGAUUCUAUAACCAGUCCUCAAAGUCAACCAUGUCCAAAAAUCCAAAUAGGUAGGCGAAACAUUCUACUGUUGGGAACAGUUGCGUGUUCCUUUAUUACUGUAUAUUGUAUUUGUUCCAUUCGCUCCCUUAUGGUGGAUAUAUUCCGUUGUUGUGUGCUUCCUUUUUACAGAUAGACAUGUAUGUCUAUAUGUUUUUAUUUUUUCCUUUAUAUAUGUAAAUACAAUACCUGAAGUUUUGUUAGUGGGGCGUGGUUUUUGAUUUGUGGGUUUGUCUUUUGAAGUGAACCUAAUUAUCAUGUAAAUUUUCAGUUGUCUGACUUCACUCCCAUAUACUUUGAAUACACCAUAUAUCACAAAGAUACAUAGAAACCUAGAAUGUGACGGCAGAUAAGAACCAUUCAAACCCAUCUAGUCUGCCCAAUUUUCUAAAUACACAUUUGUGUAUUCAAUGUAAAAUAUGGAGAUUUACUCCCUUUUCCUCCGUGCCAUUGCCACCGUCCUCAAUCUUCAUUGUUGUUGCUUUUUGUGUAACAACCAUCUCCGCCUUCACUCCUCCUGCCGUCUUCUAUGAUUUGUCCUGCUUGGGACGUAUCCCCAAGCAGGGUAAAUCUCCACAGUGAAGUGAGUCACUCCAUUCCUAUAGUCCCUAACCGGCACUAGGGAGUUUUCUGUGAUGCGCUGGCUAUGGGUGGGAGAGCAAAGGGAUCUCCUGUGGCAUUGACAGCUAUGAGAAAAAGCUGCUAUUAUGUUUUUUUUUUCUCCUAAUCUUGCACAAUAUAUAAAUAGAAAAUUAUGCUCAAUCUAAUGAGCAUAAGUUGUUUGGGGCAUGACAGGUGGGCUGUAAUAAUUUGUACAUAUUUGUCUUUGUUUAUUGUUGAUAAAAUGCCUUAAAUAGCUUUCCUUCCCAUAUGUUAGUGAAUGCUGUGGAGCCCUGGAAUACUAUGAUAAGGCUUUUGACCGAAUUACCACAAGGAAUGAAAGACCGUUAAAGAGCAUCAAAAGGAUCUUCCAUACUGUCACUACAACAGAUGACCCCGUUAUUCGAAAGGUGCGCUAUAAUAUCAGUUUCACAAUUCAGUAAUUUAACGACGUAGCCUCAUAACUGUCCUUUUACAUAAUCUUACAGUUGCUACAUAUAAACUACAGGUGUUCUAUCAAUGUACAGCAGGCGUGUAUCCUUUAGACAUGUUUAUAUGUACCCUGCCCACAUUAUUGGCUUUUCUUUGGUUAUGCCAGCUAUAGUGUUCAUGUUUUUGACUUGUAUUUAUACCUUUGUAGGUCUUGUGGUUUUUUUUUUUUCUCUUUUAUCAAUUUACGCAGUCUUUAUGUAGCUCAUUUUGUGCUCCUAUGUGUAUACUGUGAUUUCUUCUCUGGUUAGGGAUAUAAAUAUUAAAAAGUGGUGACUUCAGCUAUGCAUUUAGUAUAUUUGAGACAUUUUUGACAAUUUCUAUUUUACCAUUAAGGGAGAACCUGUGCAAAGGCAUGGUGUAGAUUACUCUGACUUUUCUGUUUUUCUAAACCCACAGCUUGCCAAGACACAAGGAAAUGUUUUUGCAACGGAUGCCAUCCUUGCUACCCUAAUGUGCAGCACCCGUUCUGUGAACUCCUGGGAUAUUGUGGUCCAAAGAGUGGGAUCGAAGAUAUUCUUCGAUAAGCGAGAUAACUCUGACUUUGGUAAGCAGAAUAGUUAUGGAUUGAUGGCUCUACUUGGCAGUAUCACCAUUUGUUUUUUUCAUUGUUUUCAAGAACCUGUUUUGUCUGUUCUGUCUUUAAGUAUUAUUGUGUCCGUCAAAUCUCUUGUUAUGUUCGUACCCUGCAGAUUUGCUGACAGUCAGUGAAACUGCCAAUGAGCCUCCACAGGAUGAGGUCAACUCUUUAAAUUCCCCUCGAAAUCUUGCAAUGGAGGCUACUUACAUCAACCACAACUUCUCCCAGCAAUGCCUGCGAAUGGUGAGUUGAGACUGGUAAAAUUUGCAAUGGUUUGAAGCACAACACAAUAAGUGUGAGAUCUUGCAUUCUCACUGUCUUAUUUCUUUUACAGGGAAAAGAGAAGCACACAUUUCCCAAUCCUAACCCCUUUAUUGAAGAUGAUGUGGACAAGAAUGAGGUAGCAUCUGUGGCUUAUAGGUAAGAGGUUCUGUCAUUUUUGGUUUGGUCGUUUUUGAUUUCAUGUUUUAGUUGUGUAUGAGUACACAUACUUUUCGUCUAUUUUAGACACGCAAAUACAUAAGCAUUAAUAACAACAUAUUAGUGGAAUAUAUUCUUGGUUUUAAGUUCAGAAUUAAAAAUAUAUAUACUACUUUGUUCAUAACGGGGCCUGUUCCUGGCUUUUAAUUGUUCUAUAGGUACCGGCGAUGGAAGCUUGGGGAUGACAUUGACUUGGUGGUGAGAUGCGAGCAUGAUGGAGUGAUGACUGGGGCCAAUGGAGAGGUGUCCUUCAUUAACAUAAAGACUCUGAAUGAGUGGGAUUCCAGGGUAAGUGAAAGUAGCAGAAAAACAAACCUCCAGUUCUUGUUUAAGAUUUACGGAUUCAAACGUAUUUACACCUUUAGUUUUCUUGAAAACAUAAUGCAUUUUAUCUUUCUCAUACAAGUAUUUAAAUUUUAUGUAAAUAUUUGCUCUAUUAAUCAUAAUCCCCUUGCAUUAUACGCCCAAGCUUAUUGUGCCUUCUCAUUUAAUGUUUUCUGCAGCAUUGCAAUGGUGUAGACUGGCGACAAAAGUUGGAUUCCCAGAGGGGAGCCGUUAUUGCUACAGAGCUAAAGAAUAACAGCUACAAACUGGCACGUUGGACUUGCUGCGCACUGUUAGCAGGCUCAGAGUACCUUAAACUAGGGUAAGAUUUUUGAGUUUAACUGCACAACAGAAAGUUUUAAAAUAUGUUGGCACUAUACAGCAGAAUGUUACAGAAUUCAUAUUUCAUUCACUGUUGCAUAAAUAGAACACAUACUACUCUCAUUGCCUCACCUGUUUGCUUAUGUUGUAAGACAAAUUAAGGGUGCUGAAAUUGAUAGGUUAGCAAAGAAAAUAUCUAUUCACCACGUCAUUUUAAUUUUCCUAAAGGUAUGUGUCCCGUUACCAUGUGAAGGAUUCCUCUCGUCAUGUGGUCUUGGGCACACAGCAAUUCAAGCCCAGUGAGUUUGCCAACCAAAUUAACCUGAGCAUGGAGAAUUCCUGGGGCAUCUUGCGGUGUGUGGUGGAUAUCUGCAUGAAGCUGGAUGAGGGCAAAUACCUUAUUUUGAAAGAUCCCAACAAGGUAAGAGGCACAAGCCGUUCUUGUUUCUGGUUUUCCUUUUUAACCCCUUAAGACCGGAGGGCGUACUAUUACGCCCUAUUUUAGGCGGUUCUAAACGUCGCCGGGCAUAAUAGUACGCCCUCCGGUCUUUCUAUACUUACCUGGUUCCCAUGCCGGCGAUCGCGGUUGGGGGGACUCCGACCCCCUGGCAAAGAAAAUUUAUUACAACGAUGAUAUCGCCAGUAAAAGUGACGGUUUUUGCAUUUUUCACGCACAAACAGCACUUACGCGGACAAUAUUAUUGCUGCGAUACUUUUUACUGUUUUCAAACACAAAUAUUUGUGUUCAGCGAAGUCUCCCGAAUACAACAGUACCCCUCAUGUACAGGUUUUAUGGUGUUUUCAAAAGUUACAGCAUCAAAUAUAAAGCUUGUGUUUCAUUUUUUUCACAUUAAAAUUCGCCAGAUUGGUUACGUUGCCUUUGAGACACUAUGGUAGCCCAAGAAUGAAAAUUACCCCUAUGAUGGCAUACAAUUUGCAAUAGUAGACAACCCAGGGUAUUGCAAACUGGGUAUGUCCAGUCUUUUUUAGUAGCCACUUAGUCACAAACACUGGCCAAAAUUGGUGUUUUUUGCAUUUUUCACACACAAACAAAUACUAACACUAACUUUGGCCAGUGUUUGUGACCAAAUGGCUACUAAAAAAAUACCUUGGGUUGUCUACUAUUGCAAAUGAUAUGCCGUUAUGGGUGUAAAUUUCUUUCCUCGGCUACUAUAAAGUCCCAAAGGCAACAUAACCAAUCUGGCGAAUUUCAAUUUCAAAUGUAACGUGCUAUAUUUGACCCUGUAACUUCCCAAAAUGCCAUAAAACCUGUACAUAGGGGGUACUGUUUUACACGUGAGACUUUGCUGAAUACAAAUGUGUAUUUUAUUGCAGUAAAAGCAAACAGUAUUAUGACAUUGACCGUUAAAAUGUCAUGUAGAACUAAAAAAAGCGUAUUUUCUCCCGUUUUUUUCUUAUUAAAUUAUGUUUCAUAGCUAAAUAUUUGAUAUUAAAUGAAAGCCUUGUUUCCCCUGAAUAAAAUGAUAUAUAAUAAGGGUGGGUGUAUUUAAUAUGAAAGAGGUGUAUUACGGUUGGACAGACAUGUAGCGCAAAUGCCAGGUUUUGUUUACAACGUGUACAUUUGGCUCCGUCCUUAAGGGGUUAACGCUUUCUCCCCCCCCCCAUAUGUAUUUCUAGCAAGUUAUUCGGAUUUACAGUUUGCCUGAUGGAACUUUCAGCUCAGAUGAGGAUGAUGAUGAUGACGAUGAAGACGAGGAGGAGGAAGUUGAAGGUAAAUGUUGUGUUUUAUUUGUCCCUCUACACGUUCCCACAAAGAAAAUAAAUUGUAAAUUAAGGCUUAAUUUUUUGCACCUUUAACCAUGUAUUGGAGUACAAUAUACUGCUUGUUUUCUGUAUCUUUUUGUGACAGGCUGUACUUUAAAAAAACUUUUUGAUGGUGAGGAUGUGUACCCAAAACCUGACUCCAUGAGUCUCUAUGAGGAGAUGUUGCUUGGUCUCAGCCCGAUGGUUGCUGAGCAUGUGCAUUAGCCUUCCUAUUCUUCAGUAUGGGGAAGCAUUGGAUUGGUUGAGAUCAUCAUGAUUGAUCUCAGCCAGUGCAGAUAGGACAACACUUGUGGGAAGUAUGCAGACUAAAUCACUUUAUUUCCUUUAUAUGGGGGGACGUGAUCUAAAUCAUCAUAACAUGCAUGAUUUGUAUUCUUCCUUAUCCUAUAGUGUUUUAGGACCUAUUUCUUUUUAUUGCCAGGGUUGAAAGAUAUAUGUAAAUUAGUUAACUCUUGCAGUGUUGCAUAAAUAGCGCACAAGUACAACACGGCUUAAUAAAAUUCCAAAAGUGCCUACACGUGUAUGGAAUUUCACCACAGGCAAACUAAGCACUGCAUUAGUAAACCACUUCAGACACAAGAAACUCACUUCUUUUGGAACACCCUAUGCACCAUGACCACUAAAUCACAUAGUAAUUAUUGUGAAAGGCUUAGCUCAUGGCUGAUAGCGCUCAGUUGACAUUACACUAUUCUGCCAGCUCCACAUUGUAGCACAGGGAAGCUAACAGACAUCCCCAUUAGGUGCUUCCAUGUUCAAUAUGAAGAAGUAACCACUUGGAGGGCGCCAGGACACCCAUUGCAUCAUAACUACUUCAACAAGAUUGCUACUCUAGUAAAGUCCAAAUGUAAAAACGGAGGGGAAUUCUGCAGUCUGGUUACAGCUACAAAUUGGUUAAUUUAUCUUGAAUUUUUAUUAUUUUAAUUUGAUGCAGUUCGUAGUUUAGUGAAUAACUCAAACUAUAUUACAACUGUGCUAUAAGCAGUUUUUAUAUUUUCAGUCCUUUCCAAUACAAUCAAUACAAUAUGUAAAAUUCUAUAACAUUCAGCAGUAUUUAGUAAAAUGUAUUUGUUUGACUUGUCCGAGGUGUCUGUAAGGCCCUAGUAGUUUAGUUUGUUUUUUAACACGUUUUUUUUUUUCUGUUGCAGAAGAAGAAAGUUAAAUAGGCAAACAGCCAUUGAAUAUCAUUGCUUCCCAUAAUGUUUCCUCAGUCAUGGACCUUCGAGAAGAGAAAAAGAAAUAAGAAAUCAAUAAAUAUUCUAUACAACGUCCGUCCCUCCGGUCUCCGUUUUUAUUUUGCUCAAAGAUUAGG